Messenger RNA from Perkinsus marinus ATCC 50983, 783 nucleotides. RefSeq lists its product as hypothetical. The record is from RefSeq and is a predicted model, not a curated record. The transcript has a single exon. Lineage: Eukaryota; Perkinsozoa; Perkinsida; Perkinsidae. The coding region runs from base 1 to 783 and encodes 260 amino acids.
AUGACUCGUCUGCUGAAUAUCUUCGCAACCAUCGCCGGUGUCCUGAGCAUCCAGGCUGAUCCUUUCGCUGACGAUCUAGUUGCAAACUUCACGGCUCUCCUUGGUAAUCCGGAUGUCCACAAGUUCAUAGACAAAGCCCUGAUGGAUGCUCCUCCACCGCCUAACCCCAAUAGUCGUGAGCUGGAUGAGGUUCUCGGAGACGGAGAUCUUGCAAGUGGAAGGGAUCGCUACCGGUUCUGUUCUAAAUGCAAAACUAUUCACAGUACGGCCAUCAACGCGUAUUUCUACCAGCAGAUCACCGAGAUUUGCGAGGGAGACGGGAAUGCUGACUCCUUACCCACCUACGAGUUUUGUGCUCACCUCAAGAAGAGAAUCGCCUCGCUCGAUCAGAUCUUGAACGGUUACAUCUUCGUGCGCUCGCGUGCUCUUCAACUCGCAACCUCUACAUGCAUCGGCACUAAUCAGUGUCCGACCAAGGACGCCUACAAUGCUUUUUUCAAUCCUAUCGUCCCCGGACGACUCAUCGACUUCACCAAGCUCGACUACUGCCCAUGUGAAACUUUCCCCAAAAUUGAGACUUGUUUUGAACAACUAUCAACAAGGAUGCUGAAGUACGCCAUCGGCGAGGUGAAGUAUGCAUGUGAUAACUAUGAGGAUAAGGGUUUAGACGAGUUCUGCGGGUAUGUUGCGACUGAUAGCCACUUCGGUGCAGGGCUGGUCUUCGGGUUUGUGGGUGUCUACGAGCAAGCUACUGGUUAUUGUGUCCGCGACCAAUGCCGUUAG